AUGGCGGUAGGUAACAAUUUCGAUGCGCCCGCUUCGGUGUCGUUUCUCGUAAUUUACAUCUUAGUUUUCAUCUUAUCGACGAUUGGCAACACAUGGGUCUUGCUAACUUGCCACAAGACUUUAAGAAGAAGGCAUUCACCUUUCAUGUGGUUAUUGGUGAAUUUAGCGACGGCGGAUCUCCUGUUUACUCUCCUCUCCGUUUUUAACUCGAUCGGAUAUUUGUGGCGCUGGGUAGGUGGAAACAACACUUGUAAGCUACAAGGAUUCUUUGUUGAGGCGAGCUACACGACUUCCAUCAUGACACUUGUAACUAUUAGUUACCAAAGAUUAAAAGCUAUCACAGAUCCAUUUAAUGCCAGAGCAAGAGGCUGGUUCAACAGGGAAUAUCUUAAACCAGUUAUAAUUUGGGGAUUAAGCUUGCUGGUGUGCACCCCUUUGCUGCAUAUCUACGGCAUUAAAACGGUGGACGGCAACAAUGCUUGUAUAACUACGAGAGAUGGAGUUAUUGCCUCACAGAUUUACUACAGCUUGCAUACAACAAUAUUCUUUGCGGUCCCGUUGCUGUACAUGAUGUGUACCCAAAUCCGGAUAAAUAUCGCUCUUCGCACAAGCGUUUCACCAACAAGCAAAUUGUUCACUUCGCGAGCACAGAGACGACACAAAAAGGCUACAAAGACACUUGCUGCAUUAACUUUAGCAUUUGCGAUCUGUUGGUCCCCUUUUAUGGUUAAUCGAACGCUAAUCUACUUUCGUUUAGCACCACAAGGUCUCAUUUGGAGGGCGUCUCAACUUUUAAUCUUUCUUAAUACCGGAUUAGAUCCCUUGUUGUACGGAUUGUACGACGGAGAUUUAAAGUCUCUACUGCGAAGAGUUCUUCACAAGAACAAGGAUAACACAGUGAAAUCUCUCUACCGAAAUACUAUGGAGUGAAAGGUAUCUUUGAGAAUUUAACCAGCUGGACACGACUGUGUUUGCGGCAGCCACAAGGACACAAUUUUGGGUGGGGUCGUAAUUUUCCUCUACUGACCAACUUUGGAAUGCUCCAUGAUCUGCA
Molecule: messenger RNA, 1054 nt
Organism: Stylophora pistillata
Lineage: Eukaryota; Metazoa; Cnidaria; Anthozoa; Scleractinia; Pocilloporidae
Product: galanin receptor 2b-like
Biological process (GO): G protein-coupled receptor signaling pathway
Cellular component (GO): plasma membrane
Molecular function (GO): G protein-coupled receptor activity
Source: RefSeq, a predicted model, not a curated record